Psylliodes chrysocephalus is the source of this 3697-nucleotide messenger RNA. The record is from the annotation of a GenBank genome assembly. Lineage: Eukaryota; Metazoa; Arthropoda; Insecta; Coleoptera; Chrysomelidae.
ACCAAUCGGAAAUGUAGAUCAAUUAUAUUUUAAUUAUAAAUUGGGUAUCAACGAUAACAAUUAAACUUAUUAUAAAAUACAAUAUACUAAGAAUGGUCAUACAUUUACUGCAUAUUUUCUAUACUCCAAAAUAACUUUUGCGUCAUCUUUAACCAUAGCGCGUAAUGUCAACCAACAACCGUUGAAAGGGCUAGUAGACACUGCGAGUUUUAAUAUGCUCAAGUGAAAUUAAAAAUUUGUGUUAUAAGAUACCGGAAAUAAGGAUAAAAGAAGAAAUAAAACAUUUUUUAACAUUUUAAUGAUAUGUCUGAAGAUUAUUUGCAUGUAGAUGAAGAUAUAAAGUUCCAUGAACAAUCCGGACAAUAUUUACCAUUAGAGUUAACAACUAGUAGAUCAUCGCUUAAUAGAAUAUCUGAAGAAUUUAAUUUUGCACUGCCCAGCACAAGUACUAAGCCAAAUAUGGUGGUCGAAGAAGCAAGAUAUACCUACCCAACUCAACUUACUAAUAGUUUUGAUAGAGAAAAUUGGACAGUCUCUACAGAUCAUUGCUACGCACGACCGUGGAACUGGAGACCAGAAGCUAACUUUUUGAGACCUACCAAGACAUUAUUCGUCCCAAAGCUAGUGCCGAUUAAAUCAUCAGUCAACUCAUCUGUGACUAUACAAGAAGGUGAAGAUUUAAUUGAUAUUGAGUCUGAAAUUGAGGUGCCAGCACCUACUUAUGAUGUAGCUAAAGCUAAAAGUUUAAUGGAAGAAUGUGAAAAGCAUGCUUUUGCUGCUAGAACUGAUACCGAAGAAGAUUGGGAAGAAAAAAUUUCAAGACUAAAUUGGACAACUAGUCAACACAAAAUCUUUGGUGCCAUGGUAAACAUAUUGAAUAGUUUUAAUCUAUCAAAAUUAGCAUAUUCUGGUUCACAAAAUGAGCCACUUCUAAGGAGAACUGUUAUUGACAAGGCUGUUCAAAGAAUUAGGCGUUUACUGGCAUCAGUUUUAUGGGAUCCAAAAUUAACCCAAUGGUUGCAUCAAAUUUUAAUAGAUAACUUAGGACCUCAUUAUUUAGCAUGUUAUCUAGAUAUUCUCCAAACAUUGAAAUCAAAAAUUCCUACUUUCAUUGACAAAAUGAUGCAUGGAUCAACGUCAUCAGUUAGAAUGGGAACUUUGAAUAAUUCAAAUUUAGCAUCUUUGAUGGAGAAACCAUGGGAUCCUCUGUCCCCAACUCUAAUGCAGGACAAGCCUAAAAAAUUACCUGGAAAUCCAGUAAUAAUUAUUGUACCUUCUGGUCCUAUAAUGUCGAAAAUAAUUCACAAAUGGAUAAAAUUACUGAGCAAUUUGGCAACAGUUGUCACGGUACCAACAAAUUUUGGUCAGUGCUUUUCCAGUUAUAAUCCUAAAUGUUCUACUGGACAUAGGAUGACAAUGCCCAGCAUUUUGGAUCAGUUAUUUUCUGUAACCAGAGGAAAAAUCCAAGACGUCAGAGAUGAUUUUCCCGGUAAAAAUAUUAUAUUGGUUGGAUUUAAUAGCGGAGCAGCUUUAGCGUUGCAAGUAGCCCAAGUUGAACCGGUCCUAUGUGUGAUAAGUGUAGGAUUUUCACUACUAACGGCAGAAGGUCUCAGAGGUGAACCUGAUGACAAUGUGUUAGAACUUCAAUGCCCUGUCCUGUUUGUCAUUGGACAGUGCUCCAAUACUUCAAAUCAAGAGGACUUGGAGGAUAUGCGUGAAAGAAUGAGAGUCGAAACUGGUCUUUUAGUAGUGGGCUCGGCUGAUGAUUAUUUGAGAGUCAGUAAGAAGAAAAGAAGGCAAGAGGGAAUAACGCAAAGCAUCGUUGAUAGAUGUGUUGUUGAUGAAAUCGGCGAAUUCGUCAGCGGUCUGAUACUGUCUCCUUAUCCCCCGCAAAUUAGACAAUCUCCUGCCCACAUCCCUCCCGAAACUCCAAUUAAAAAAGGUAAUAAUCCUCCUGAGCGCAAACGAUACAACUCUAACACAAGUUCUUUGGACAGUGAACCACCUUCACCAACUCCAGUUAGGAUUAAUAGACCAGGACGUCCACCCGGCUCGAAGAGCAAAAACCGUCUCGAAGCGAAAUGGGCCCAGCAGAUUGCGCAAGGUAACAUCCCUCCUAAUCAUACCGCGUCCAGUCCCAGUUCCCCUCCCGCUUAUCCAACUAUUCCCACUCCUGACACCUCGUCAAAUGACAGUUUCUCCCAAGCGGAGAAACUGUCCCAACCGGCUCAUUCCGUAACUCCCAAACAACCCGACAGAGCGCCCACGCCCGUUAAAAAAUUAAAAAUUCUAAAGCCGGUGAUCAGCGCCGACAGCAAAUCGAACAGUUCGUCAUUGAAGACUCAGCCGAUGGCCAAGACUCAACCGAUGGCCGCCGGUAAAACUACGACGCUAACGCCGAAGGGCCAACCAUUGCAAUCAGCAAGAAUGCACGCAUUUGGAAUAAAUAGAAACGUCAUUCAAGGGAAUACGAGUGUAACUAAUUUACUGCAAGGUGGGAUCAAAACUAUACCACCAACUUUGCCUAAAGCUUCAACGUCUGGAAUAAAAGUUCUAGAGAACGUUACAUUGAACAGUAGCGCUUCAGGCAAACUGAUACCAAACAGAACGAUCGAUUUAUCAAAAAUAACGUUAAUAAAUCCAUCGAAGACGCCCAGCACUUCAGUUAGUAACGUUUUGCUCUUGCCAGAUGGGAAAAUCAAGACUAUUGGGUCUACUAUUAAAGGAACUGGGAAUAAUCCACUACUUCUACCUUACAGUCCUCAAAAAGGAACACCAAAGACAACCAUGACAACGGGUCCUAAAUAUAUAACUGCCAAACGUCAACUGAUGAACCAGAAACCACCAAGACCAAUCAAAAAACCCGUUUAUAUGCCCGCCUCGAAUUUAGAACCAUCUUUACCUCCACCAACCAAUCUAACUACGCAAGACAUCAUGGAUUUGCCUAUUAUUUUUGCCGAUGACAAUCAGAUACUCAGCACCAAUAGCAGUCCGUCGCAUAGUUUGCAAACGCCAACAGUUUCUACUAGAGUUUCGACACCGACAAGUGUACAGAUACCAAAGACUGUACAAACCGUUACACCAGCUAAAUACAUGUUGGUCAACAAGCAGACCAUAGGACAAAGAAACUUCAUUUUGACGCCGAACAUUAAAAGAGGAAGCCCAGUGACAUUUAACAAACCAACUCCGAAAUAUACCAAAAUAAUUCUGUCCUCGAAGAAAAAUAAUUUAGAGGAAGUAAAAGCAAUGGCGACGACAUCAAAAAUUCAAUGUUUGUCUCCAGAGAUAACAGUUAAAAAGGUAAUAAAUGCCCAACAAAUGCUGAAACCUAGUGCUACUCCUCCGUCCACAUCAUCACUUGAACUAGUCGAUUUAGAGAACGAAAUUAAAGCAACGGCCGUACCGAAACCGAAUCUCUCUACCUCCGACAUUAAAAAUAUCAAAAUCAUUCCAAAAAAUGCCAAUGAAUCUUUACAACUAGUUCCUGGAAAGUUUCAAAAACGACCGUCGACUGAAAUAUUGGACGAGGGCGAUCCAGAUUACGUACCGCCUAAAAAUCUGAAGAUGGAGUGAUUACUUACCAAAAAAAACUUGUUUAAAAUUAGGUUAAAAAAAUAGUUCUUAAAGAUCUGUUGCAAUUACGAAGUUAUUUAUUGUUUAAUUAAUGCUGUAUUUUUAAAAUAAAUUUUUUAAACUG